CUGAGCUCAAUGGUUUCAGAGCUUCAGUCAGUCAGCCAGUCAUUCCUUCUUCCUUCCUUCCUCUCAUUGGCUUUGGAUACACAGAGGAUACUCCCAUUUUUUAUUUAAAAAACUACUUUAAACUUCUUAAAAAGACUCAUUUUCUCCUAUUUUUCUCCUCAAACUGCUUUGGAGGACUUGUAGCUUCUCCAAACCUGAGGAGGAGGUCCUGAGGAGUUCCUGAGAAGGUUUUAAGGAGGUUCUGAGAAAGUUCUGCUCUUCAAAUUCCAGAUUUCCUGCGUUAAAUCUGCAAAACAGGAGGAGAAUAACGGGACCAGGCUCCUAAAAAAGCCAACAUGCCUCGCUCAUUCCUGGUCAAGAAGUACUUCACCAACAAGAAGCCCAACUACAGUGAGCUGGAGAGCCAGAAUGGUCCGCUCUCGGCCUUCAUAACCGACUGUUACCCGCUGGCAGAGCUCCCCACCAAAGUUGACGGCUCUCUAGUGUCCACCUUCACGCCCACCCUGGUCUGGACCACGGGCACCCUGCCCAUCUCCUUCACGCCAGUGUCGCCCACCACCCCUCCCUCCCCCAUCCAGGGACCCCUGGACCUCAGCUCCCCAUCCAGCUCCGGAGAGGAGGACGAGGGCCGCACGUCGGACCCCCCCAGCCCGGACCCCGCCGACCGGUUCGUCUGCGCCCACUGCGGGAAGACCUGCAGCAGCCCCGCCGCCCUGUCCCGCCACCAGCUGACCCACUGCAGUGGCGCGGAGGACGCCGGCCUGAGCCCGGCCGAGAGCGGCGCCUCCAGAGCCGCCUUCCGCUGCAAACACUGCCCUAAAGAGUACAACAGCCUGGGGGCGCUAAAGAUGCACAUCCGCUCCCACACGCUACCCUGCGUCUGCACCACCUGCGGCAAGGCCUUCUCCAGACCCUGGCUCCUGAGGGGCCACAUCCGCACCCACACCGGUGAGCGUCCGUUCUCCUGUCCUCACUGUAACCGGGCCUUCGCCGACCGCUCCAACCUGAGGGCGCACCUGCAGACCCACUCCGAGGUGAAGAAGUACCAGUGCGGCACCUGCUCUCGCACCUUCAGCCGCAUGUCCCUCCUGCACAAACACACCGUCUCCAGCUGCUGCCCGUCGGUCUAGCCCUCCCUCACACACACUUAUACACAUUAAAACACACAUGUAUACGUGCAUACACACACACAAACAUAAUUACAUAGAGGUGCCACCUUUCCAUUGACUUCUAUGGACGCAAGUAUUGGCAAUCUUUAGGGGUCCAAGCACAUGAAGCGCCCGAAAUGACUCAAACGGCUCAAAAUGCCCCAAACGCCCAAAGAAGGACAUGAAGUUGUGUGGGUUUUCUUUUUUCCUUUUUUUUUUUUUUAAUACAUGCAUACACAUCUAUGCACACACACACACAUGCACAUAGUGUGAUGUUUGGUGCCACCUUUCCAUUGACUUCCAUUGACUGAGUUUUGGGAACAAUUUUCUCAGCCAAGGACGCAAGAAUUGGCAAUCUUUAGGGGUCCAAGCAGCUCAAGCGCCCAAAAACGCUCUAAAAACACCCUAAAGAAGAAGCUGAAGGUUCUUUUUUUUUUUGGUUUGUUUGUUCGUUUUAAUACAUUUAUACAUGCAGGAACAGAUUAUGGUGUUUGAUGCCACCCUUCCAUUGACUUUCAUUGACGCCAUGGACGCAAUUGUUUGCAAUCUUUAGGGGUCCAAGCACAUCAAAUGCUCAAAACGCUCUAAACACCCCAAAGAAGAUGCUAAAGGUUCUUUUUUAUGGUUUGUUUAUUGCUUAAAUCGUUGCAUACAUACAGGCACAGAUUAUGGUGUUUGGUGCCACCUUUCCAUUGACUUCCAUUGACUCAGUUUUGGGAACAAUUUUCUCAGCGAAGGAAGAAAGAAUUGGCAAUAUUUAGGGGUCCAAGUAUCUCAAGCAUCCAAAACGCUCCAAAAACACCCUAAAGAAGAUGCUCAAGGUUUUUUUUUUGGUCUGUUUGUUUGUUUUAAUACAUUCAUAUGUACAGGCACAGAUCAUGGUGUUUGGUGCCAUCUUUCCAUUGACUUCCAUUGACUCAGUUUUGGGAACAAUUUUCUCAGCGAAGGAAGAAAGAAUUGGCAAUAUUUAGGGGUCCAAGCACCUCAAGCGCCCAAAACGCUUUAAAAACACCCUAAAGGAGAAGCUCAAGGUUCUUUUUUUUUUUUUUGGUUUGUUUGCUUUAAUACAUGCAUACGUACAUGCACAAAUCAUGGUGUUUGGUGCUACCGUUCCAUUGACUUCCAUUGACUGAGUUUGGGAACGUUUCUACGCAAGAACGUUUCUACGCAAGAACGUUUCUACGCAAGAAUUGGCAAUAUUUUGGGGUCCAAGCACCACAAAUGCCCUCAGAACGAAUGCUGAAGUUGUGUUGUGUUGUGUUUUUGAAGUCCAUUUUGCAAGUUCACUCCAAGUGCCUUCCUUUUUUUUUCUAAAACCUUCCUACAGUAUGUGCACUGCAAAGUGUGUGUGUGUACAGUAUAUAUACAGCCAUAUAUUUUGCUUUCCAUCCUGGACUUUUAUAAAGAGGCAGUGUGUAUCGCAGAUCGGACAGCGAAGAAUGUUUUUCUAACCCAGUUUGGUGCCUGCUCGACUUUUGCAGGGGUGUCUCUCUCUCUUUUUUCCCAUCCAGUUGGGCCUUUUGCUCAUUCCCAAGAUGCCCAUUGGUGCCGGCUGGUCCGGCCCUCACACGGGCAGCUGCUGGAGAGUGUGUGUUAGUGUGUGUUAUAGUGUGUGUGAGUGCAGCAAAGUGUGAGGGCGGGGGUGGGUCAUCUCUCACCACGUCUCCCCCCCCCCCCCACACACACACACACACACACACACAUGCAUACACACUUUGCAGCGACGUAUUGAGACAGCUGCCUGAGCACCGGGCCUGUGGACAGAUACCUCGGCCACUGAAGCCUUUUCCACACUUCCCUGUUUCACUAAAACACCAGCAACGGCAAUCUGAUACCUGUCCUCGGAUCUGUCACACA
This is a messenger RNA of Astyanax mexicanus (Mexican tetra), 3005 nucleotides long. It is a transcript of the gene snai1b, whose product is annotated as snail family zinc finger 1b. The coding region runs from base 336 to 1130 and encodes 264 amino acids. The record is from RefSeq and is a predicted model, not a curated record. Gene Ontology annotation, molecular function: DNA-binding transcription factor activity, RNA polymerase II-specific; RNA polymerase II cis-regulatory region sequence-specific DNA binding. Lineage: Eukaryota; Metazoa; Chordata; Actinopteri; Characiformes; Acestrorhamphidae. The transcript has 3 exons. Gene Ontology annotation, biological process: regulation of DNA-templated transcription.